AUGCCGCCCUCGCUCGCCGCGUGGUUGCCAGGCUGGGCACCGACGUGGGCCAGCACCCCCGAUGCCGCCACCUCGGACGUCCACCUCCCCUUGUCGUCGUCGUUCCUCGCGUGGAUCCCUCGCUUCCUCCACCCGUUCCUCCGCUCCCUCCUCGUGCGCUCGCUCCGACUCGGGCCCCGACCACGCCACGUCGCCUUCAUCAUGGACGGCAACCGUCGCAGCGCACGCACCCGCAACCUCCCCGUCCGCGUCGGCCACGAGGAAGGCUUCGACGCCCUCAAGCGCGUCCUGUCGUUCCUCCUCAAACUCGACAUCCCGCACGUCACCGUCUACGCCUUCUCGAUCGAGAACUUCAACCGCGACCCGACAGAGGUCGACGCCUUGAUGGCCAUGGCCCGCACCCGCCUCGUCGAGAUCUGCCAGCACGGCGCCCUCCUCCAGCAGUACGGCAUCCAGAUUCGCGUCCUCGGCCGAAGAGACCUCUUGCCGCUCGACGUGCAGGACUCGUGCGCCAAGGCCGAGGAGAUGACCGCGAGCAACACCAGGGGUAUCCUCAACCUGUGCUGCCCGUACACGUCGCAGGAGGAGAUCGCGACGGCCGUCAAGCGGACCGUCGACUCGUGCGUGGCCGGCUCGCUCUCGAUCGACGACAUCACCGAGGACACGAUCGCCGCCAACCUGUACACGGCCGCGUCGCCGCCGCUCGACAUCCUUAUCCGCACCUCGGGCGUCUCGCGCCUGAGCGACUUUCUCCUGUGGCAGUCGAGCGAGCGCACGAUCCUCCACUUUAUCGAGCCCAACUGGCCCGACAUCGGCGUCGCCGACAUCCUCCCGCCGCUCCUUUCGUACCAGGCCGAGGUGUGGGUCGAGCGCGUCGCGCAGGCGGUCGCGAGGUGCGGUGCGUGGUGGAGCGGGAGCGGGAGGAGCAAGGUCGAGUAG
Messenger RNA from Rhodotorula graminis WP1, 939 nucleotides. RefSeq lists its product as uncharacterized. Gene Ontology annotation, cellular component: dehydrodolichyl diphosphate synthase complex; membrane; endoplasmic reticulum. Gene Ontology annotation, molecular function: ditrans,polycis-polyprenyl diphosphate synthase [(2E,6E)-farnesyl diphosphate specific] activity. The coding region runs from base 1 to 939 and encodes 312 amino acids. The transcript is spliced from 5 exons. Lineage: Eukaryota; Fungi; Basidiomycota; Microbotryomycetes; Sporidiobolales; Sporidiobolaceae. The record is from RefSeq and is a predicted model, not a curated record.